Molecule: messenger RNA, 2061 nt
Organism: Lucilia sericata (common green bottle fly)
Lineage: Eukaryota; Metazoa; Arthropoda; Insecta; Diptera; Calliphoridae
Gene: mol
Product: dual oxidase maturation factor 1
Exons: 7
Coding region: 313-1659 (448 amino acids)
Biological process (GO): protein transport
Cellular component (GO): endoplasmic reticulum membrane
Source: RefSeq, a predicted model, not a curated record
UAUAAAAAUAAUAAAAAAUAACAAAAAUCAACAUCAUCAUUAUUAUUUUGACAAAUUGACAAUAAUUUUGAACAAUUUGGUCAAAACGAAAAAAAAAAUCAUAAAAAAUUAGCUAAAAAAAUAAAAGCAGCUGAUAGCUAUACCACCAAAUUUGACAAAUACUGGAUUAAAAUAUUAAUACUCAUUUCCAAACCAUUCCAUACCAACCAACGACUAACUAUCUAUCGAACCAUUCAUUCAACUUUUCGUUGCUGUGGUUCCAUACUGGAUAUUUUAUGUGCUGACAAGUUUGCAUUAUAACAUUUGCAAAGCAUGAAGGGUUGGUUUGAUGCAUUUCGAGACGAUGGUGGACCUACACUAUAUUCAUUUUCAAAUCGCACACCUGUAACGGGUGAUGUAUCCAUUGUUGCCGUAUCUGUAUUAUUUGCAACAUUCUAUGUUGCUUUCUUAGUUAUAUUUCCAGGUGUAAGAAAACAGAAAUUUACAACAUUCUCAACCGUCACAUUAAGUCUUUUUGUGGGACUAGUCAUACUAAUCACAAGACUCGGUUCAGCAUGGCAUGUUGCACAUACAACAAUUAUAGCACCAUACAAAGCAUUCUCGCGUGAGAAAUUACCAGCUCGCAUAGGAACCCAUAUUGGUUUAAUGCAUGUCAAUGUUACAUUGACGGCAAUACCCGUUGGCAACUGGACCCCACCUGACAUCGAUUACAAUGAACGUUUCACUUGGGAGGGUGCCACCGAUAUGAGUAACAAUUAUCGCGAUGCAUUGAAGCGUGGUUUGCCGUUUCCCAUCUUAACUGUGGCUGAGUACUUUAGUCUUGGCCGUGAAGGUUUUUCGUGGGGUGGUCAAUAUCGUGCUGCUGGCUAUUUUGCCAGCAUAAUGCUGUGGGCCUCAUUGGCCUCUUGGCUGCUAAUGAAUUUGUUACUUAUCGCUGUGCCACGGUAUGGUGCAUAUAUGAAGGCAUUAACUGGUGCACUCUUGAUUGGCACGAAUGUGGGUUACUAUUGUCAAUUGCCGAAGAGACCAUUAACAAUUUACAUGGAGGGUGGUCGUUUGGAAUUUCAUUUGGGUUGGUGUUAUUGGCUCUUGCUAGUGGCAGGUAUUUUAUGCUUCAUAGCAGGUGUAUUAAUUUCCAUCAUCGAUUUGGUAUGGCCUCAUACAUUCUCCACCGUUUUAGAGGUCUACUAUGGUACACCCUAUGAUCGUCAUGUUAUUCUAGAGGAGUCUAGUGAUGUGCGUUAUCGCAAACGUACCAGUCGCAGUCUAGAAGAUCCUCCUGGCUUAGGAUCUCGUAUAUUGAGACGUUUAUCAUCGAAAGCACGUGACAAUUCACAUAUGCAACAACAUCGUGGCAGUUCGGGCAGCAAUAUGCCGGUACACAUGGCUGGCCAUGUACAUCCACAUCCCCACAUGAAUGCCGGCGUUGAGAAUAAGGCAUUCCAAAGUGAUGUGCCCAAGAGUCCUUGGCGCUAUCCCUUCCGUCGUGCUCAACAGAUUCAGGCACAUCCUAUGCAUAUGCAAAGAACUUUGUCACAAGAUUCGGGUUCAUCGAUGGGUUCGGCGGCCAUACAAAUAUCACCAUUGCACAAACAUGCCUUGUCAAUUUUUUUCAGAAAUCCUCCUAUUAAUCGCAUAAGAGACAUGGAUCACUGGUGAUGAUCUUCAUCUACAACAACAAAUACUUGAUUAAAGAAAGAGAACAUUUGAGAACGAGAUGAUGUUUUUAUAAAUCAUUUGCUUGUUUUCUUACACUUCUCUUUCUCUCACAAAACAAUUUAUUUUUAAUUUAAUUAUUUAACGGACGUAACUUAUUUGUGAUAAAUUUUAUUAUUUUUAUAAACAAUUGACCCUCUAAUAUAAUGGACCAUAAUUUAAAACAGAAUGACAAAAAAACAAAUGAAAAAAAUAAGGAACACAACCUGACGAACGAAUUAGUUUAAAUUUUUAUUUUAUUUGUUUGAAUUAUAAAAUUUAAGUUUAAAAUUUAAGUACAACAACAGCCAUUUUAUAGCUAGAAAAUACAGAUUAAACUAAUAACUAUAUGAAUAAUUAAAAAAA